AUGGCGCUGUACAAGAAAGCCGCCGAGAUCCUGGAGAAGGUUGAUAGGCAACAAGGUGCGAUGAAAACGUUGGUGUAUGAAAGUAAAUUUUCCAACAUUAAGCAGCUCUUCGCGCUGGUCUGCGAGACCCAGAAGUUCUCGCCCAUCCUGGAGCAGAUCAUCGUUUCGACCAAACUGCUGAAGCUUACAAAAUUGAAAAUGAACUUGGCCAAGGUGCUUGUCUUUGACCUCCUAAUGGGCCAUGGGCUGAAGUGUGGCGGCUCAUGGAAGGCGCUCCUGAUGAGACAUCGCUACAGGCUGCAGUCUGAGCUGGAACUAAUGAAAGUCAAGCGAAAAGUCAGCAGGAACGAGGACCUGCUUCCCAAAGACGUCCAGCAGCAUGUGGGGGACCAGCUGCCCAGGUACGUGCGUGUCAACACCCUGAAGACCACUAUGGAGGAUACGGUGGACUACCUCAAGAGGGAUGGCUUCACAUACAUGGGUGAGGCCUUUAAGUUGGAUGACUUGACCUUGAAGGCCAAAGAGUUUGUGAAAGACCUCCAUCUCCCAGAGGUGCUAGUCUUUGCCCCCAAAACGGACUUCCACGACCACUUUCUCUACAAGGCCGGGCAUAUUAUUCUCCAGGAUAAAGCUAGCUGCCUCCCUGCCUUCCUUUUGGACGCCCCGCCCGGCAGCCACGUCAUUGACGCCUGCGCCGCACCCGGAAAUAAGACCAGUCACCUGGCCGCCACCAUGAAGAACAGAGGCAAGGUGUUUGCUUUUGAUUUGGAUGCCAAGCGUCUUGCCACCAUGAGUACUCUCUUGCUGCGAGCGGGCCUCACAUGUCAUCAGCUGGCCAACCAGGACUUCUUAAAGGUGGACCCUGAGAGCAAGUUGUAUGAGAAUGUGGAGUACAUCCUGCUCGAUCCUUCGUGCAGUGGAUCAGGCAUGGUGUGUCUCCAGGACCGCGUCAACUCUGCAGACUCAGAAAAGGAAGCAUCUCAUCUGGCUUCGCUGGCCUCUUUCCAGCUGCGUUGCCUGAACCAUGCGCUUCGAUUCCCCCGGCUGAAGCGCCUGACCUACUCCACCUGCUCCGUCCACAGCCAGGAGAAUGAAGAGGUCGUAACGGCCUGUCUCCAGCAAAACCCUGGCUUCAGGCUUGUUCCUCUACUGGCUGAGUGGCCCGAGCGAGGCCGGCCACCCCUCACUCAGUGUUUGCGGGCAAGCGUCAGUGGGACACUGACUCACGGGUUCUUUGUAGCCCUACUAGAGAGGUGCAGUGAAGCUGACAACCUGAUGCCACAGCUGACCGUCCAGAUAAGGCAUCCGGAGCUAUCAGUGACCAGCCCACCAGUCUCUGAGAAGACCCCUGAAGCACCUCUCACCGACGCUUCUGAGUGUGAGGAAAAGGUGACUGUUGCUGGUGACAGCGCACAAGGUGAGAAGACCAAAAAGAGGAAGAGGAGGAGGAAGAAGACGAAAAUUGAAGGUGUGGAAACAGAACUGAAAGACUGA
Molecule: messenger RNA, 1494 nt
Organism: Nerophis lumbriciformis (worm pipefish)
Lineage: Eukaryota; Metazoa; Chordata; Actinopteri; Syngnathiformes; Syngnathidae
Source: RefSeq, a predicted model, not a curated record